UUGCAGGACGAGGAAUGGACCACUCUGCGCGACGCCGUCCAGGCCAUCUAUGCCAAGCAAGCCAUCAAUCAAACUCUGCAGUCGCUGACCCUCCUGGUUGAGCGCUUGCAUCACAAGCGCCAAAGCCCCGAGGUGUAUAAACGCCUCAAGACUCUGAUGCGCGACCACCUGAUCGGCGAGCAGCCACGGCUGCGCCAAGCCGUGGCUGUGGACAGCCAUGACGUGGCCAACCUUUUUCGCCUCACCUGGGAGGACCACAUCCAGGCAAUGAUGAUGAUCCAGAGCAUCUUUGUAACUCUUGAUCGACUUUACGCACAGAAGACUCGGGGCAUCGACCUCCUCUGGCUGGUGGGUAUCCAGCUAUUCAAAGAACACAUCCUCCAGGAAGACAAAAAUCUGGACCGAGUAACCCGCGCGAUAUUGGAUGAAAUUCAAAAGGAGCGCACGGGCCAAUUGGCCAACGCCCAACUGCGCCCCUUGUGCCAAAUGCUCAUCGCCACCAAGCUCUAUCGCGUUCUGGAGACCGGACUUUUGAGUGCAACACAGAGUUUUUACCGACACGACGGCAUCGAGCGCAUUGCUCGAGAUCCGCUGGACCAGUAUAUCGUUCAUGUCACUUCGCGCUUGCGUGAAGAGGAGGAGCGAGCGCGUUUCAUGUUGGCUGUGGCAACGCGCCGCCCCCUCCUCGCCUUGAUUGAACAAACCCUUUUGUUGGAGCCUCUUGACCUCGUGCUUGGAGAAGGCUUCUUCACCCUGUUGGAGGCAGAUGAUUACAAACACCUCAACAUGUUGUUUGUUCUGAUUGAGCGGGUUGAGCGCCAAACUCAAUUUCAAUCAGCGCUCAGCAAGUACGUUGAGCUCAAGGGUGCUGAAAUCGUUGGCAACCCUGACAACGACAAGGAAAUGGUGGACAAUCUGCUCGCGUUUUUUGACAAGAUGCACCGAAUCUUGGCCCAAGCCUGUGGGAAUGACGCAGACACAGACCAGGCAAUUGAGAUGUCGUUUGAGCGCUUUAUUAACAAGCGCCAGAAUAAACCAGCCGAAAUGGUCGCCAAGUUUAUGGAUGCCAAGCUGCGGGCUGGUUACAAGGACUCAACCGAAGAAGAGUUUGAGGCAUCCAUGAACAAGGUGCUGCACAUCUUUCGUUUCAUCAAUGGCAAAGACGUGUUUGAGGCGUUUUACAAGUCGCACCUUGCGCGGCGCCUAUUGCACGACAAGAGUGCGAGCACGGAUCUGGAGCGCGCCAUGCUGUCCAAGCUCAAGCAGGAGUGUGGCGCAUCCUUUACAGCCAACCUGGAGGGCAUGUUCAAGGAUGUGACCAUUUCGCAGCAACUGGAUGCCGAAUUCCAAAACUUUCGUCGUGAUACCGUUUCAGACUCACCCCUGGAGCUGCACGUGCAAGUGCUGACCCAGUCAUACUGGCCCGCUUACGCAAAGCUACCGCUGAACCUGCCACAGAAGAUGAUCCAAGCGCAGGAACUCUUCCAACAAUUUUACUGUCAAAAACACUCGAGUCGCCAGCUGUCGUGGCAGACCUCGCAGGGUGACUGUCUCGUCAAGGCCGGCUUCAAGAAGGGCAACAAGGAACUUCAGCUGUCGCUGUCGCAGGCGCUCAUGCUGCUUUGCUUCAACGAUGCCGCUGAGCUCAGCGUCAAAGAGAUUGCCGAUCUCACUAACCUGGAGGGCAAGGAGCUGCACCGGACGGUCUUAUCCAUGACGCUUGGCAAGGUGCGGGUCUUGGAGAAGAACACCAAGACCAAAGAGGUAGCGCCAGAGGACCGAAUUAGCAUCAACGAGAAGUUUUCCAAUCAGCGCAAGCGCAUCAAGAUCAAUCAGAUUCAACUGAAAGAGACGGCGGAGGAACAGGAAGCAACUUCGAAAAAGGUGUUCAAGGAUCGUAUUUACACGAUUGAUGCUGCCAUUGUGCGCAUCAUGAAGACACGCAAGACUCUCCGUCACCAAUUGCUCAUGUCUGGUGUGCUGGAGCAACUCAAAUUUCCGGUCAAGCCGGUAGACAUCAAGAAACGGAUUGAAUCCCUCAUUGAUCGUGACUAUCUUGAGCGCAGCGCAGAUGAUGCCGGUGUGUACAACUACUUGGCUUAG
Molecule: messenger RNA, 2103 nt
Organism: Monosiga brevicollis MX1
Lineage: Eukaryota; Choanoflagellata; Craspedida; Salpingoecidae
Exons: 15
Biological process (GO): DNA damage response; ubiquitin-dependent protein catabolic process; protein ubiquitination
Cellular component (GO): Cul4-RING E3 ubiquitin ligase complex
Molecular function (GO): ubiquitin protein ligase binding
Source: RefSeq, a predicted model, not a curated record